Molecule: messenger RNA, 2854 nt
Organism: Fusarium oxysporum Fo47
Lineage: Eukaryota; Fungi; Ascomycota; Sordariomycetes; Hypocreales; Nectriaceae
Exons: 3
Coding region: 1-2787 (928 amino acids)
Source: RefSeq, a predicted model, not a curated record
AUGGACCCUCUCAGCAUCGCCAGCGGCGUAGCAGGCCUUCUCACAGUCUCAGCCGCCGUGAUCAAAACCUUCGACACCGUCAAGAACAGCAUAGAGAACUGUCCUCGAACAGUGUUCUGGGCACACGCUGAAACAAAGGAGAUAAACUGGGCGAUUAAACGUCUCAAGAGUUUGAUCGAUGAUCCGGAUUCGGUGCCGAAAGCGGCGAGGAUGUCGGUUGGCAUUCAUGAUGCGACUGUCACGAUAAGCGAGUUGAUCAAGACGUGUGAUAAUCUAAUCACUACGCUGAAGCCGUUGAAUGAGGACGGGAAAGUUGUUUUGACGAGAUGGGAUCGGGUCAAGUGGUUGAGGGUGCAGGAUGACGUUGUUAGGUAUAUUCGGCAGCUUCAAGCGCAUAAGGGAUCUGCGCUAACAAGAAGAAGCGAGUCAGACGUGGUUAUCGUGGAAUCACAGCGUGCGCUGGAACUCAAGAUUGAUGCGGUCCUCAAUAGCAGCGAAGCAACCCAGAGACGAAUCGAAGGCUUGGAAGCGCUUUUCAACAAAUUCAUCGCCGAAAACUCCACCCUUAUUCCCUCGAAUAGGUCUUCCAUGGCCCCGACAUUGCAUCGCUGGAGAGAAGAUGACGCGACAGAAACUGAUUCAGUAGCGACAUCGCGGAAGUACGACCCAGAUGAAUGGGACGGCUUUCACGCGAGCGCAGAGCGGUCACUCAGUUUCCCAACUUCGAGUGUACCAAAAUUAGAAAUGCCAAAACUCAAACGCUCAACUUCGGCUGAAACUUCGACGAAGAGUGAGAGUACCGGCACGACUUCUCCACCACUUCGAGAGUUCGAAGCAACGCUUGAGAAAACUAAUGUCUACAAGCGCGUGUACAACUCGACAGAUGCUUUCUCAAUACACUCCACCCACGGUCGCUCCAUGACAGGCUCAGUGAUGACGAGUUUCAGUCUCGCCGACGACUCAUCCAUCUUGUCCGCUUUUCCCAUCAUGAGCAGAACUGAACUCCAGCACCCUGAGUUUUAUACACAGAUGAGUGGCAAUCAACGCAUAUCCCGAGAUCUCAUGAGAGCCAUUACAACAAGAAGUGUUGUCAAGUCCCCCGUGGAACCACCACCAGGAGCGCCAUUCUCACUGAAGCAGUUCAGAUCGCCUCCAAAUUGUGGUGAGAACGUCAUGGGUCGAUGGCAUCAAUCCCGAACUAAAGUUUGGCGACCCAAAGAGUUUCGAACCGAGAUCCUAUUUGAAGUUCCUGUUAUCUUUGUCUCGACAUCGAAGACUGCGAAGGGACCUAUCGACGGCGCGGAUGUGUUUCUCAUCGAUGGAACAAGAAAGAGUCUUGAUGAUACGUGGACUGACCUUGAGCCACCAACUACUGGUACAUUCACCAAGACGGGGCGCUUCAUUAAGAAUGAGCGCGCAACUUGGCUUUCGCUGCUUUCAAGCUUGCAAAAGAUGGAAAACGAGUCGCAGAAUUGGACGAGACAGCAGAUCAUGGGCUUGAGGCCUCGACCAGCAAGUGCGACAGCAAUACUCACAUCCAUCGCUGGCAAACACACGCUCAACGUCGCUCUUCAGCGUGAGAAGAAAAGCUGGGAUGACAUGCCCCCAUCAGUCAAUCGCCCCUACGCAACUACAUCGAUGAGCAGCUUGAUAGAAAUGCUCGCUAUGCUGGGUAUAUACUGGAAAGACUUCAACACUUUCCAUCACGUGUAUCAAGCUGAAGGCAAUGGAUUUCUCGUCAAAGGUCACAAGAUCAGUGGGCUUGGAAUCAUGUUCCACUUUCAAGCGUUGGAGAAGGCUGUGUUCGAAGGGAAUAGGACGAUUCCCACGAAAGCGGUGACAAGACUUGCUUUUGGACAACUCCCUACGAUAUUUACUGAGGGAUAUCCUGAGAACAAGAGUAGUAACAAGCUGUAUGAGUGGCCGAAUGUUGGGCUUGGAAGUAGGACAGAGAUCGCGGAAACGUUGUCUUCGUUUGGAUGUGGACGGAAGGCGGUUAAUUACUUUUUAAGAGAUGGAGCUGUGACAUCUCACGUAUUCCCAGUCACUUUUGAGCUCAUAGGCAUGAUCGGCCAAGUCUUUCACAUCAAGGAUCUCUGCUUCAGAUAUAUCCCCAACCCAUGCUACUGCGUCUGGAGCACGAGAGGCUUCUCACUACCAAAGUUACUGGCUGCGUAUCAGCGACAUAUCCAAGAAGAUUCCGACAUGGCAAACGGACAGCUAUCCCUUCAUGUGAACACCAUAUUUGCUCCGAAGGCUGGCAUUCGACCUGGAGAUGGCACUCCGCAAAACUAUACUUGGCAAGCACAGGAUGCACUGCACUCUGUGCUCGACGAGCUCGACGAAUCACUCAAAGAUUAUACCGCACCAAAAAAUGGAAAUCCACGAGGAUCUCUUGGACAAGAAAUUCUUGGCGCACAUUUUGAAGAACUUCUCUCCCAGAUGAACAGCGCCUCUUCAACAUCAGCAUUCGUACCUGCCAACGCGAGCAACAAAGAAGACAGCCUGAUGAAAGAAUACUUCCAACAAAUUCUCCCCGCCGUGUUGAGGUCAGCAUCAAUGGCAUUCUUCAAUCUCAAGAACGCAGAUUCCGAGUUCCAAGUCGUCAAGGGGGAAGCGGCCCAGACAGCUGAGUAUGCAGGGUAUCUUCGUGCUGCCAAGGAAGUUUGGUGUACUUUUGUUUUGAGGAUGAUUUGUUGGCUCAUGCUGCAUGAGUUUCAUCGUGAUGAUGUUCAGAUUCAGAAGGGGAAUUUGUUUGGGAGUGACAUGCCUGUUUACAUCUCUUAGGGAUGAGAGGUUCGAUAGGUUCUUCAUAGAGUGAUUGCAGGUAGAAUACGUAAAGAGAGAGGAGCUC